AUGCCUCAUCCUCGCGCCUUCGCGCCAUUCUCCAACGCACUCGUCACUGACGCAAGCGCCGACUUCAGACGUCCACCAGACUUCACCAUCGACCCACCCUUCAACAAGCAGUAUCACCCCUCAAGACGGGAAAAGCUCCGAGCCAUCGGCAUCAGCCUACAAGAACACGCAGAAUGGCGACAUCUCCGGCAGAAACUGCUGCCGGCGGACCGACCGGUCACGCGGCGCGGCGUCGUCGCCCCACCGCCCAGCCCGCCGUCGACAGCAUCGGACGUCGAGUCACCGCUCCUCGGGGCUGCGCGCGGCGAUGCGGCCUAG
Messenger RNA from Akanthomyces muscarius, 318 nucleotides. RefSeq lists its product as uncharacterized. The coding region runs from base 1 to 318 and encodes 105 amino acids. NCBI's taxonomy places the organism in Eukaryota, Fungi, Ascomycota, Sordariomycetes, Hypocreales, Cordycipitaceae. The transcript has a single exon. The record is from RefSeq and is a predicted model, not a curated record.